Molecule: messenger RNA, 339 nt
Organism: Rhizophagus irregularis DAOM 181602=DAOM 197198
Lineage: Eukaryota; Fungi; Glomeromycota; Glomeromycetes; Glomerales; Glomeraceae
Source: RefSeq, a predicted model, not a curated record
AUGUAUUAUGAAAAUUGGGCAGAUUUGGAUAAAAUCACUAAUACCAAGUUGAACUUGCAAGAAUAUGAAGGUGUUUGGAUUAGGUAUUUCUCUCCUCAACUAUCUAAAGGUCGUAAUCAAUCACCAAGAAGUGGCCGUACUCAGAAGCAGAACCAAGACUUGGCUAACAAGAUUGGACCAAAUACUAUAAAUAACAAGAAUAAGGAGGGCAAAUCUAACAGAAAAAAACAAAAUUCUUCUACUUUAAAGAAUUUGAAGAAAGGUUUAAAUGGUAGCGAAACUGGAAAACUUACAUUGUUAGCAGAAAUCAGGUCACUACUAAGAAGGCUUGAGAACUGA